CGACACCACCGAAAGGGUUUGUUGUUUCUUCAACAAGCUAGGGAGACAAAAAAAAAAAAAAAAACUACAUUGUGGGAGUCUGAUUGGCCGUUCUAGAUGGAGCUGAGGGCAUACCUGCUGUGCAUCUUCCUUCUUAAAGGCUGGUGCCAGUGCUUCAACAUUGACGUGACGCAUCCGCGGAUCUUCGGCGGUCCGGAUGAUGCCCUUUUCGGCUUCUCUGUGUUGCAGCACGAAGCGGAGGGAGAGAAAUCAAUGCUGGUGGGCGCUCCUUGGGACGGGCUGCCCGGCAACAGGAAAGGAGACGUCUACAAAUGCAGCGUGACGGAGGAGAGCAACUCCAACUGCAGCAAGUUGGAUUUAGGUGAUGCGGCCUUUCGGAAUAUUUCAAAAAACUUAAAAAACUCUCACCUGGGAAUGACUCUCACGCCGGACUCACCCGACGGCCUCUUGGCAUGCGCGCCACUGUGGUCUCAGGAGUGCGGCACGUCUAUGUUCAGCACGGGCAUCUGCGCAUCCGUUGGAGACGACCUCCAGCCGCGAGAGAUCAUCGCUCCGACGGCGCGACGGUGCACGACGUACAUGGACAUUGUGAUCGUGCUGGACGGCUCCAACAGCAUCUACCCCUGGUUUGAGGUGCAGAGCUUCCUCAGCAACAUCCUCAGCAAGUUCCACAUCAGCCCGGACCAAAUGCAGGUGGGAAUCCUGCAGUACGGCGAGGUGGCGGUCCACGAGUGGUCGCUGAGAGACUACCAGAGCACACCGGAGGUGGUGGAGGCCGCCAAGAACAUCAGCCGCCAGGAGGGACGGGAGACGCGCACGGCUUACGCCAUCAACAUGGCAUGCACGGAGGCGUUCAGCGCCGAGCGAGGGGCGAGGGAGGGCGCCACCAAGGUGAUGAUCGUGGUGACGGACGGAGAGUCGCAUGACGGCGAGGAGCUGCCCGACGCUCUGCUGGAGUGCGAGAGCAGAAACAUAACCAGAUACGCCAUCGCCGUCCUGGGCCACUACCACCGAAGACAGCAGAACCCCGACACCUUCAUCAAUGAGAUCAAGUACAUCGCCAGCGAUCCGGACGACAAGUACUUCUUUAACGUGACCGAUGAAGCGGCGCUCAACGACAUCGUGGACGCUCUGGGAGACCGCAUCUUCUCACUGGAAGGCACUCUGGGCAACCAGAGCUCCUUCCACAUGGAGAUGUCGCAGAUCGGCUUCUCCACCCACAUGCUGGAUGACGGGAUCCUGUUUGGGAUGGUGGGCGCUUACGACUGGGACGGCGGCGUGCUGAAGGAGGGCACCAACGGGAGAAUCGUGCCCGCCAGAGAGGCCUUCGAGAGCGAGUUCCCCCUGGAGCUGAAAAAUCAUGCAGCAUAUCUCGGCUACACAGUGUCUUCUGUGGUGGUGGGCGAUUGGAGGAGGCUGUAUGUGGCGGGCGCGCCGCGCUUCAAGCACAAAGGCAAAGUCAUCUUGUUUGAGCUCAGCGACAACGCCGACGUCAACAUCGUGCAGGCCCUCAAUGGAGAACAGAUCGGUUCCUACUACGGCAGCGAGCUGUGCGGUGUGGAUGUCAACCAGGACGGAAUCACUGAUGUUCUCCUGGUUGCAGCACCCAUGUACCUGGGCUCCGGGAACAAGGAAGCUGGGAGAGUCUACAUCUACACACUCAGUGGGGAGGAAUUUGUCUCAAACGGUACGCUGAAAUCAGACGAAAAGUCCCAAGAUGCCAGGUUUGGCUACGCGAUGGCCGUUGCUCCGGACCUCAACCAUGACGGAUUCACUGACCUACUGGUGGGUGCCCCUUUGGAAGAUGACCAUCGUGGGGCUGUGUACGUGUACCAUGGCCAAAGUAUUUACAUUAACCACCGCUACAAACAGCGUAUCGCUGGGAUGUCAGUGUCCCCGUCCUUGCGGUAUUUUGGCCGUAGUGUCAGCGCCAGGUUGGACUUGGAUGGAGACGGGAUGAUCGACUUGGGGGUGGGAGCCCACGGCAGUGCCGUUCUACUCAGAUCUCGAAGCAUCGUGCAGAUCAACGUCAGUCUGUCCUUCCAGCCGCACUCCAUCAACGUCAUCCAAAAGACGUGCCAGCGCGGUGGGCGAGAGUCCGCCUGCCUUGACGCCACCGCCUGUUUCACGGCCAUGUCCCGCUCCCCUGGGCCGAGCAGCAACGGCUUUGAUUUGUGGGUAGCGGCAAUGUUGGACGACAGGAAGUUGUCAGCCCGGGCGCUGUUUGAUGACAGCUCCCACAGGUUGACCCAGCUGGCGGUUCGGGCUCACACGGGACAGACUCUGUGCUACAAACUGCCCUUCCACGUUUAUGACACAGCAGACUACAUUCGCCCAAUCAGCUUCUCACUGCGCUUCAAGAUCAACGACACUCAGAGCGGUCCCGUGUUGGACGAGGGCUGGCCCACAUCCGUCAAGAAAUACAUCCCCUUCUUUAAAGACUGCGGGGAGGAUGACGUGUGCACCACGGAUUUGGUGAUACAGGCCCAAAUGGACAUCUCUGGGACCAGACACAAACCUUAUGUGAUCCGCAGUCCUCGUAGGCGUAUGUCAGUGGAAGUCCAACUGGAAAACAGACUGGAAAACGCCUACAACACCAGCCUGACGCUGCACUAUUCACGUAACCUGCACUUCUCCAGCUUAAGUAUUCGGGAAGAAAGCAACUUCAAGAUUGAGUGUACAGGCCUGGGCUCCAACAGUCACUCGUGUAACGUCAGCUACCCGGUCUUUCGCUCCCAGUCCAAGGUGAACUUCAUGCUGGAAUUUGAGUUCAGCUGUGCCACCCUGAACAGUAGAAUCCAAAUGAAGUUGAAUGUAGCCAGCGAUAGUGUGGAGCGAGUAGACACUUUAGGGGACAACAGCGUUCAGCUGCAGAGCUUUGUCCAGUAUGAGCCCGACUUGUUCGUCAGCAGUGAUUCAAAUUUAAACCGAUAUGAAGUGCAUCCCACGCGGACAAUGUCAGAAGCCAUUGGGCCAGAGUUCUACACGCACUUUAAGCUCCAGAACCUGGGUUGUUACCCUGUGAGUAAUCUGGAGUUGAGGCUGCUUCUGCCAUCGGCGGCUGCGGAAGACCAAGUCUUCAUGACGGUCACAGACAUCUCUUCUCACAACGCCACAGCCGUCAAUUGCAGCAUCACGAGCGAUCUGGCCACUCUGAAAAGCCGGCAGAAAGACGUGCGUCCACUGCACCCCGAAGACAUGAUGGAGAACGACGUCCUGAACUGCAGCAGGUCGUGGUGCAUAGAGAUUACGUGUCAAGUCCAGCAGCUCCAGAGGGGACAAGGCGAAGUCAUUCGCCUCAGCCGCAGAGUACAUGACGACUUUUUUCGAAAGGCCAAAUAUAAGUCGGCGAGGAUCGUGAGCAUGUAUCACAUCGCGCCUGGCGAGACCAACCUCAUCACCUUGGCAACAGGAACGGUGUGGCGAGAGACUGUGCUGGAGGUGCUGAAGGGGCGAGCUAUCCCCAUCUCGCUGUGGAUUCUCAUCGGGAGCAUCAUUGGUGGCUUGCUGCUCCUGGCGCUCAUCAUCUUCAUUCUAUGGAAGCUGGGCUUCUUCGCGCGCAAGCACAGAGAAGAUGAGAACCAAGAGGAGUGAAAGCAGUACUUGCAGGGACAUUUCGGGGUUCAUCGGGCUUGUCAAGCAUUCCGCCUUCGAGCGGGCCCAAAGACGGAAAGCAUCCGGCUCCCGCGACAGCCAAAGGGGCCCUAUGACGGAAAUGCACUCGCCACUGGUCCAAGGCUUGGGAACACUUGUGUAAAUAUUACAUUUGGAAGUGGUUCAAAUCACAUUUUUUAAUUUAAUAAACAGACAUGCUCUUGGUUUUACGUUUCAAUCACUGCUUCUCAAAACGCUUUAAUUGUUUUUAUAAAUUAAAACGGAUGAAACAUGCUCUUUGUGGCCAUUUCACCUUCAUUAAGCAAAAAGGAUGAGAACUACCUUGAUGGAACGGCCUGUUUUGAAAAGGGCAAAAAUCAGCCCAUUUAUUUAUUACACAAUGCAAUAUAACAAGAAAUAAGCUUUUUUCUCUCUCUUGUAAAGUUAAACAAACGACAGAUUGCUGUAAAUCAGUCAGAUGUUCUGCCUGUAUUUCAUGUCUUUAUUGUACACAUGGAAGGACUU
Messenger RNA from Syngnathus acus (greater pipefish), 4119 nucleotides. RefSeq names its product integrin, alpha 10 (gene itga10). NCBI's taxonomy places the organism in Eukaryota, Metazoa, Chordata, Actinopteri, Syngnathiformes, Syngnathidae. Bases 97 to 3594 code for a protein of 1165 amino acids. Gene Ontology annotation, cellular component: external side of plasma membrane; integrin complex. Gene Ontology annotation, molecular function: integrin binding. The record is from RefSeq and is a predicted model, not a curated record. Gene Ontology annotation, biological process: cell-matrix adhesion; cell adhesion mediated by integrin; integrin-mediated signaling pathway. The transcript is spliced from 29 exons.